AUGAGCGACAUUGGCAAUCGCCACGACCAACAACUCGUUCGCAAAAUUGCUUUCAAGAUCUUGCCAUUAGUGCUCGUCAUUACGUGUCUAAGUCAAAUUGACAAGAUGACUCUCAACUAUGCUGGUGUACUUGGAAUAUACCGUGAUACAGGCAUCAGCCAUGAUCAGUUUGGCUUGCUUGGAUCUAUGCUAUACAUUGGUCAAAUAGUAUCUCAACUUCCCUCGGCUUAUAUCAUGCAACGAGUGCCGAUGUCCAAGUUCCUUGGUAUAACGACUUUUCUUUGGGGAGCCACGCAAACGUUGAUGGCACUUGGCGAUUCGUUUCCUAGGCUGGCUGCAUGUCGUAUACUACUUGGUGUAUUUGAUGCAAGCAUUCUCCCUGCCACUGUCAUGAUCAUCAAACGAUUUCUUCCUCGGUCACAUCAAGCCUUCUAUAUUGGUCUACUUUAUGCAUCCAUUGCAUUGGCUAUUGGAAUAGGAAGUUUAUUUACUUAUGCUAUGGCUCACAUCACUGGUGGAGGUCUCAGUCCUUGGAAAUGGUGCUUCAUUAUUUGGGGUCUUCUUUCAGUCAUCGGUGGUGUGAUUGUUUUCUUUGUUCUCCCGGAUACGCUUGAUUCCCGGUACUUGUCAUUGAGUAAGGUGGAGAAGGAAAGAGCCCAGCAAGUGCUUGAAGAUGCACGACGACCUACGACACAACCGAUCCAAUGGCAUCAUAUCCGUGAAUCCUUGUGUGAAUCAAGAUUCUAUUGCCAAGUGGUUAUUUCUAUUCUCAUCAGCAUGCCCAAUGGAAGUAUUGGUAACUUCAGCUCUCAAAUUAUUCAUGAAAUGGGAUUUUCGAGCUUAAAUUCGGUCCUACUCAACAUACCACGCAGCGUCUAUGAAAUGAUCGCUUACAUCAGCUUGGCUUACAUCAUUCGACACACACGAUGUAAACACCAGGUGGCUUUCACGAUUGCAUUCUUUAUGCUGGUCCCUUUUGUCGGCUUGCUUCUCCUUGUUGUGCCACCUAUACCACCUGCUGCACGCCUCUUUGGUGUAUGCAUUGCGCCAACCAUAUUUGCACUAUCCGGUUUGCAGACCUUGAUCUCCACCAACGUGUCAGGAACCACCAAAAUGAACUUUUACAUGAUGACGCAUGUGGCAGCCAUCACAGUUGGAAAUUAUCUUGGACCCAUCAUGAUGAGAGAUCCACCUCGAUAUACACGUGCAAUGGCAGGCUUUCUCACAGCCACAGGAAUAUCAGCCUUACUUUUUGUUUAUUAUGGAUGGAGUCUCAAUCGCGAUAAUAGGAGACGCUAUGUACACUUUAACGAAUCACCAGCAAACGAUGACAAGGAUACAACAAAAGAGGAUGUUGUGAUUGAAGAUAAAACAGACGUAGAAAACAAGCGUUUCAUUUAUCAGCCUUAA
Molecule: messenger RNA, 1410 nt
Organism: Lichtheimia ornata
Lineage: Eukaryota; Fungi; Mucoromycota; Mucoromycetes; Mucorales; Lichtheimiaceae
Exons: 5
Coding region: 1-1410 (469 amino acids)
Biological process (GO): transmembrane transport
Cellular component (GO): membrane
Molecular function (GO): transmembrane transporter activity
Source: RefSeq, a predicted model, not a curated record